This is a messenger RNA of Megalobrama amblycephala (Wuchang bream), 3558 nucleotides long. Its product is annotated as gastrula zinc finger protein XlCGF7.1-like. The transcript has 3 exons. The record is from RefSeq and is a predicted model, not a curated record. Lineage: Eukaryota; Metazoa; Chordata; Actinopteri; Cypriniformes; Xenocyprididae. Gene Ontology annotation, cellular component: nucleus. Gene Ontology annotation, biological process: regulation of transcription by RNA polymerase II. Gene Ontology annotation, molecular function: DNA-binding transcription activator activity, RNA polymerase II-specific; RNA polymerase II cis-regulatory region sequence-specific DNA binding. The coding region runs from base 2043 to 3392 and encodes 449 amino acids.
AUGAAGCAGAGGAGGAAAAGCAGAGCAUCAAAACUCAAAGAACAAAAGAAGAUAAGCCGUACACCUGCCCUCAGUGUGGAAAGAGUUUAAGUUGCAAAGGAAGCCUAAAGACACACUUAAGAAUUCACACUGGAGAGAAACUGCAUACAUGCUUUCAGUGUGGAAAGAGUUUUUCUCAAUUAUCAGGUCUCAGUUAUCAUCUACGCAUUCAUUCUGAAGAAAAACCAUUCAGCUGUGAUCAGUGUGGGAAAAGUUUCAGAAGUAAACAUGAUCUCGGUCAUCAUCUGCACAUUCACUCUGGAAAAACAUUUAACUGUGAUCAGUGUGGUAAAGAUUUUACUUCAUCAUCAUAUCUAAAACGACACAUGAAAGUUCAUUCAGAUGAGAAGCCUUAUGUUUGUUCUUUCUGUGGAAAGAGUUUUUCAUUGCGGCGCAGCUUUAGAGAGCACCAGAAAAGACAUAUUGAAGUGAAAAAUCAUGUGUGCUGUGACUGUGGGAAGAGCUUUACGAGAGCUACCGGUCUGAAACAGCACCAAAGAAUUCAUACUGGUGAAAAACCUUACAAGUGCUCAUAUUGUGACAAGAGUUUCGCUCGGUCUGGACACCUGAAAACACAUGAGCGAACUCAUACUGGAGGGAAGUCGUACUACUGUACUCAGUGUGGGAAAACGCUUGAUAAACAUGUAAAACUCAGCACUCAUAUGAAAAUAUGUUGCAAGUGAGAAAUACUUUUUUUUAUGUCAAAUACAUUCAACUAAAUAGUGUGAGAUAAAAUAUGGAGUUUGUCCUAAAUGCACAGUAUCAUCUAGUUCAAUUUUGUCAAUUUGGCAAAAAGCUUGGAAAAUGAUAAAGACUAAAAAGUUGAAGCUUCAGCAGUCAACAGCACUUUUAGGUGCUAAAUAGGUGAAAGUGAAAGCCAAGUGUGGUAAAACAUACUUGGAAUUUGUCCGCUGCAUUUAAACCAUCCAAGUUAAUUCAUACACAUAAUAAGUAGUGAAUAGUGAUCACACACAAACACCUGGAGCAGUGGGCAGCCAUUCACGACAGCGUCCAGGGAGCGAUUGGGCACUUCAUUCAUUUCCUGUGGGUAUUUAGACUCAACCUGCAACCCUUUGGGUUAACAGUCUGACUCUAACUGUUAGGCCACGACUGCCCCAAGGUCUUUCUAGAAUUAGAUCUAUUCAUGUUAUUUACUUAUUGACUAAGUGUACUAUAUUGUGUUCUGAAACAAAUACAUCCCGUCUUGAUUUAUUGAAUGGAUUAUAUUGUUUUAAUCACAUUAAUAAUUUCAAACUUUCAGUGAUAAAUAUGUUUGAGAUGUACAGUAUUAUUGUAAAGUAAACUCAAAUGAUCAGGUUUUGUAUCAUACAAAGAGGUUGGAGUUCAUUUUUAUGAAGUUUGCAUUAUUGACUGCUUACGAACAAUAAAGUACCAAAGCUUCAGUUCAGCAAAGAUUUAUAUGAAGGGCAAAUGAAAAAAGUGGGAAAGGUUUUUUUGUUUUUUUUGAAAAGAUACAAAUCAUUGUCAGGUAAUUAGCAAAAUAAGAAAUUGCACUUCAGUUAGUUUUAUAACGAAUGCCUUAUGUAAUUUUUCUACUAAAAAAUUAAUCCAACAACUAGUCAAAAUGAUAUUUUCAAAUAUCUGAAUUUUACUCACUCUAUGUCGAAUCUGCUGUUGUGUGACUUGAGACUGAAUUUACUCAGCUCCUCCCUCACACCAGAGAUCCGCCCCUAGUCUUGUUGAUGCUAAGUGCUAACUGCUAACAACAGUAGCCUGCUUUUGUUGUCAGAGAGAGAGAAAAAUAUACUGGAUGAAUCAGGAAUUAUUAAAUCACAUCUGGAUGCAUUCAUAUGUGGUAAAAGGUCUCCAGCAUGUCAGAUCUGGUCCUGUGGGUGUCAGUAUCUCACAGUGAUCACAGUUCACACCUGCAGUGAAGCUCCUCAUACAACAAUUCACUAAUAAAUACUGGGAAUAUUCACAUCAUCCUACAAGAGAAGGACAAACUCCAGGUGUAGCAGCUGAAAUCUGUGUGACUGUUAAAGAUGGAGUUUAUUAAAGAGGAGACUGAAGACAUGAGUGAUCCAGAACCAUCCAGAGUAAAACAUGAAGAUACUGAGACACAAAUAGACUGGAUGGAGUUUAAACCGCUAAAACAUGAACUGAAUGAAGCAGAGGAGGAAAAGCAGAGCCUCAAAACUAAAGGAACAAAAGCUAAUAAGCCGUACACCUGCCCUCAGUGUGGAACGAGUUUCAGUCUAAAAGGAAACCUAAAGACACACAUGAGAGUUCACACUGGAGAAAAACCGUUUACAUGCACUCAGUGUGGAAAGAGUUUUUCUCAAGCAUCAGGUCUCAGUUAUCAUCUACGCAUUCACUCUGGAGAAAAACCAUUUAACUGUGAUCAGUGUGGUAAAAAAUUUUCUUCAUCAUCACAUUUAAAAGAUCACCUAAAAGUUCAUUCAGGUGAGAGGCCUUAUGUGUGUUCUCUCUGUGGAAAGAGUUUUUCAUUGCUGCAGAGUUUGAAACUGCACCAGAAAAAUCAUAACGAAGUGAGAGAUCAUGUGUGUUUUGACUGUGGGAAGAGCUUUACGAGAGCUAUCGGACUGGAACACCAUCAAAGAACUCAUACUGGAGAAAGACCUUACAAGUGCUCAUAUUGUGACAAGAGUUUCACUCAGUCUACACACCUGAAAUCACAUGAGAGAGACCAUACUGGAGAGAAGCUGUACUACUGUACUCCAUGUGAGAAGACUUUCAGAUGUAAAAAAGAUCUCAAUUAUCAUCUGCGCAUUCACUCUGGAGAAAAGCCAUUUAAUUGUGAUCAGUGUGGUAAAAAGUUCAUUUCAUCAUCAAAUCUAAAACAACACCUGAAGGUUCAUUCAGAUGAGAGGCCUUAUGUGUGUUCUUUCUGUGGAAAGACUUUUUCAAGGAUGAACAGUUUUAAACUGCACCAGAAAACACAUGAUGAAGUGAAAGAUCAUGUGUGUUUGAAGUGUGGAAAGGGCUAUAUAAGAGCUACCGAUCUGGAGCAGCACCAAAAAAUUCAUACUGGAGAAAAACCUUACAAGUGCUCAUCUUGUGACAAGAGUUUCGCUCGGUUUGGACAACUGAAAAUACAUGAGCGAGUUCAUACGGGAGAAAGACCUUACAAUUGCUCAUAUUGUGACAAGAGUUUCGCUCAUGUUGGAAACCUGAAAUUACAUGAGCGACUUCAUACUGGAGAAAAACCUUACAAGUGCUCAUAUUGUGACAAGAGUUUUGCUAGUUCUGAAAGCCUGAAAACACAUGAGCGAGUUCAUACUGGAGAGAAGCCGCACCACUGUACUCAGUGUGAGAAGAGUUUUAACCGUUUAUCAAGCCUUCACAAUCAUAUGAAAAUAUGUUGCAAGUGAGAAACAUUUGUUUUUUUGUCAAAUAAAUUCAACUAACUAGUGUGAGAUAAAAUAUGGAGUUUGUCCUAAAUGCGCAGUAUCAUCUAGUUGAAUUUUGUCAAUUUGGUGACAAAAUAGUUUUUUUUUUUAAAUUAUAAUGUUGCUAAAUAAAGUCAUUUCUGUAUUA